AUGCAGUUCAAGCUUACAUCACUCCUCAUUCUCCUGCCCCUUUCCCUUGCACUACCCGAGCCGAUUGCGGAGCCAGUUCCAGAGGCUGGUUUCAAAGAAGGAAGCGCCGUUACACCCCGUGAUGGGCCCGAUACACUCAUAGCCCGCGCUUGCUCCUACAACACUGGCUGUACAUCCCAAAGCGGAGCCAGUGCUGGAAAAUAUUGCGGUUUUUGUACCCAAGUACGCGGAACGUAUCAUGUCGGUGACAUCUAUCAAGUCAAUGGUGGCUCUGGGUCCUCGAGCUGCUGCAGUUAUGGAGCAAGCUCGGCAUGUGCUGCACGUUGGCCAGCUGUCAGCCCAAAUGUUCUUGUCAAAUGCGCCAACAAUGGUAGAGGAUACUAG
Messenger RNA from Botrytis deweyae, 384 nucleotides. RefSeq lists its product as uncharacterized. The record is from RefSeq and is a predicted model, not a curated record. The transcript is spliced from 3 exons. NCBI's taxonomy places the organism in Eukaryota, Fungi, Ascomycota, Leotiomycetes, Helotiales, Sclerotiniaceae. Bases 1 to 384 code for a protein of 127 amino acids.